AUGCUGUCCACCCAGAGGCACAGUACCAGCAUUCUGACCAGAAAGGAAAUCCUGGAAAAUGGGUUCUUGGCCAGCUCCUCCAGCCAUAGCUAUUCUUCCCCUGUUGUGAGCUAUUACAGGGACUCUAGCAGUGCUUCCAAACACGACACCUGGGAACUCAAACAAGACACCUGGGAGCUUCCUGCAGACUUGGACAACGCAGCAAGUGGCAGUUCUCUGUGUGUUGUCAAGCAGGUGGAGUCUCUGAGCAGCUGUGUGAAGGCUGAGCUGCACAGCCUGACCCAGAGCAUCUCUGACCUCAGUCUUGUCUGCUUCUGCAAGGCCCACCGUGGCCAGGCCACGUUUGAGCUGUCUGGUUUGCCCUGUGAGCACCCCAGCAGAGAUGGCUGCCUGAUGAAUAUGGCAUCACAGAACACCUCGACACCUUGCAAGAAAGACAAGCACUCCAAACCACUGGAGAGCCUGCUCUUCAGGAGCUCUGAGCUGCCUGGAGACAUCUCAGCCCUUGGGAAAGUGCCAGCACCCAGGUGGGACAUCUCAGCAAUAAAAUCCUUUAUGGAUACCAGCACAUCCCUCGAUGUCAGCACUGAGGAAUUAUGCUUACUGGGAUGCUCCAAACCAGACACAUCAACCCUGGAGACCCCUGUGGUGAUUCCUCUGGCUUGGCCUGGUGCCUUCAAGAAGCACCCCACGCUGAUCCACAGGUCUGCCACCCAGGAGAGCCACCUGAGUGACCCUGACGCUGUCCCUGUGUUUCUGCACCAGGCUCUGUGA
This is a messenger RNA of Agelaius phoeniceus (red-winged blackbird), 774 nucleotides long. RefSeq lists its product as uncharacterized. NCBI's taxonomy places the organism in Eukaryota, Metazoa, Chordata, Aves, Passeriformes, Icteridae. The record is from RefSeq and is a predicted model, not a curated record.